Messenger RNA from Lichtheimia ornata, 723 nucleotides. RefSeq lists its product as uncharacterized. The transcript has 6 exons. Bases 1 to 723 code for a protein of 240 amino acids. The record is from RefSeq and is a predicted model, not a curated record. Lineage: Eukaryota; Fungi; Mucoromycota; Mucoromycetes; Mucorales; Lichtheimiaceae.
AUGAACAAUUUACGACGUCUCAUUGGCCGUUCCUCCACAUCACAGAGCAAGAGUCCAGCAUCCCCAACGCCAGCUGAAUACAUGCAGGAACAAGAUGAAAAUGCUGAAGGCGACAAUAGCACACCACAGCUAACCAACGAGUACUUUAAACGAUACGAGCUUAUGACAGAGUUCAUAAAUUUGAGGAACCCAAGCCAUUGCCCAUUAGGCGUGUAUGUGAUACCCUCUUCAGAUAACUUGAACGUAUGGUACGGUGUCGUCUUUGUGCAUAAAGGAUAUUAUCGAUCAGGCGUAUUCAAGUUUCGCAUGACAAUCCCUGAGAACUACCCCAACCAUCCGCCGUCAGUGACUUUUUUGACUGAAAUGUUCCAUCCUUUGGUCGAUACACAAGGCAAUCUUUCAUUAUCCCAACAAUUUGCCACAUGGCGACCUUAUCAAGAUUAUCUUUUUCACGUGCUCCAUUAUGUCAAGAAUAUUUUCAAACGUGUCGUACUGGAUGGAUUGGUCGAUAAACAUUGCCCACACAAGGAGGCCUAUCGAUUAUAUCGGACGGAUCGAACCGUGUUUGGCAAACUAGCACAACAAAGCGCACAGCUAUCCAUCACCGAAUCAUAUCUCUUUGAUCAUUUCCCUGAAAACAAUCUCAUCAAGUUCUCCAAAUUGAGCGAAGCAGAAUAUGAGGAUCUCAGGACACAAAUAUUGGAUAGUGCAAGAUCAUCUUAA